AUGGAACAGGAGCAAAAUGACGGUUUAAGUAUGAAGGGGUUGAUAGAAUCAUCUCUUGAGCAAGGGCAUUCGACUGUAAUACUAAAGGAGCUGGAUAAGGGGGUGGAAAUAAUAGAGCUGGAGAUGAUGCUUAAGUUGUGGGGGGGAGAAAAAUUGAUAGCAGAACAAAAAGUUCAGCUGCAGGAAGCCUUGACAGAUGUGUCAGACCUCUUGGACUACAUAACACCGGAUGCAGAUCAGAAAGCGCGGGAAGCACAGAAAAAGGCUCGUGCAAAGUUAAAGGGAAAACCAGGCCAAAACUGGGAAACAGCUUCAGAUGAAAAUCAGAAGGAUGAAGACAUGUCUAAAGGUUAUUCGAUUACAGAGACUACUAGUGAUAAAGAAAAUAAAUCUGAAUCGCAAAUUAAAGACAAUGGGAUUGAUAUAGUUGAGUCCAGUCACAUAGACCUAACCAUGCUCAAUGAAAGUAAUAACCUGGCACAGGAUGACAGCUCAGAUGAAGGAUGGCAGGAAGCUGUUCCAAAAGGUCGUUCACUCACUGGACGCAAGUCAUCUUCAUCUAGGAGGCCCACCCUAGCAAAACUAAACACUAACUUCAUGAAUGCUUCUCAGUCAAGAUAUCGAGGCAAGCCUACUAAUUUCUCAUCUCCAAGAACAAAUUUAAAUGAGACCGCUGUCGCCCCAUCCCCUUUGGUUCCAAAAAAGUUUGUUAAGAGUGCAAGCUUCAGUCCAAAGCUGAAUAGUGGUAAUGUCCCGGAUGGUGGAACGGAGAAGUUAGCAGACUCUAAGUCAGCUCCAGCCAGCCCUGCCCCAAGUGAUCAAAUUCCUAAACCAGCUCCUUCUAGCACUGGUGUUGGUGCUCAGUCAGCAGUUAAACUUUAUUCCUACAAAGAAGUAGCCUUAGCCCCGCCAGGGACAAUUGUGAAGGCCGUGGCUGAACAGCCACCAAAAGGAAAUCCUAUCCAACAAAAUUCUGAGGUGAGUGCCAUGAUAGUUGCAACAAAGGAGACAGGAAAUAUUGUGGCAACAAAUGAUGUGGAAGAUGGUGCUCAGAAAUCAAUUGAUGAGAAACAGCAAAACGAUGUCCAUGAAGAUCAAAAAGAAAGGGAAACCACUGUGGUGAACGAUAAUACAGAAACCGUAAAUAGAACGGCCGAAGACGGAGUUGCAGUUAAAAUCCAGGACGCUAGCAUUGUCUCCGGAAUACAGAAGGAAACUGAAGUUGGAAACAUCACAGUUGUCGAGGUUGAGAAUUCUGGUUGCUUUGAUAAUAUAAACAACAGUGCCUCUAAAUGUGAAUCAGAGAUACAAGUGCAAGAAAGUUGUCAAGCAACUUCCCAGAAUUUAAAUCCCCUAACCAUUUUAGUUGAAGACGAAAAACAGUUACUUGAAAAUGAUGCAUGUGAGUUGAUAGAUACUGGCAACGAGGGAGAUGAGAAACUUGAAUCAUCUAGCCACAAUGUAGUCUGUAAGUCACUACCAUCAGAAGGAGAAAAGCAAGAAACCGAAACAGGAAAGGAACCAACCAAGAAACUUUCUGCAGCUGCACCACCCUUUAAUCCAUCCACAAUUCCAGUUUUUGGCUCUGUUCCCGUUCCGGGUUUCAAAGAUCAUGGAGGUAUUUUGCCCCCACCAGUAAAUAUUGCUCCUUUGCUUCCAGUCAGUCCCCGCAGAUCUCCGCAUCAGUCAGCUACGGCUAGAGUUCCAUAUGGUCCACGAAUAUCUGGUGGCUAUAACAGAUAUGGGAACCGUGUUCCGCGGAAUAAAACUGUAUUCCUCUCAGGUGAACCUUCCCCUGAUGGUAACCCCAAUAGUCCUCCUAGAAUAAUGAAUCCACAUGCCACAGAGUUUGUACCUGCCCAACAUUGGGUAUCUAAUGGUUAUGUUGUCCCUCCUAACGGAUAUAUGGCUUCUCCAAAUGGCAUUCCAGGGUCUCCUAAUAGUUUUCCCCCAGUGUCUCACAAUGGUACGCCAGUGUCACCAAGUGGAUAUCCUGCUUCUCUAAACGGUAUCCAAGUGAAUCAAAAUGGGUUUGCACCAUCUCCAACCAUUUCAACUGAUUCAUCACAAGUUGUGUAUGUUGAAACUGAUCUUGAAAACAAAAGUCAAACUCCGGAUGAGGAAAAUAAAGAUGCUUUUUCAACAGAUGGGUGUUCUGAGAAUAAUCUUGUUGAGCAAAAUCCUCAAGAACUAUCUGCCAGCAAUGAAAAUUCUAAUCCUAAAGUAGAAGAAAGGCAGGCAGAUCUCAGCCCACCAUCUGCUUUUAGUACCGCAGAUAAAGUAACCAAAAAGGAGGCAGUAGAUCAGACAACGCAAAACAAGUGUUGGGGAGACUACAGUGACAGUGAAGCUGAUAUGAUUGAGGUCUCAAGUUAA
Sphenostylis stenocarpa is the source of this 2376-nucleotide messenger RNA. The record is from the annotation of a GenBank genome assembly. Lineage: Eukaryota; Viridiplantae; Streptophyta; Magnoliopsida; Fabales; Fabaceae.